CCCACACAAAUUCACAUGGCACACUUCUUCUCUUCACAUGAAAACAUGAAAAAAGCUACUGCAUCGAUCUUGCUCGGAAUUCUAGUGAUAUGUUGCUGCAACGAGGCAUCGAAAGCAGAUUACGCCCUAUACAAGGAUCCGAAAAAGCCGUUAAAUCGAAGAAUAAAUGAUCUAAUGAAGAAGAUGACAUUAGAGGAGAAGCUCGGCCAAAUGGUGCAGAUUGAGAGAUCUGUCGCAUCGCCACAAGUCAUGAGCAAAUAUUUCAUAGGGAGCGUGCUGAGCGGGGGAGGCAGUGUCCCAACCCCACAGGCGACCCCCGAGGUGUGGGUGGACAUGGUCAACGAGCUCCAGAAGGGUUCUCUGUCGACCCGCCUCGGAAUUCCCAUGAUUUAUGGGAUUGAUGGAGUACAUGGGCAUAAUAAUGUGUACAAUGCCACCAUUUUCCCUCACAACGUUGGUCUAGGUGCUACUAGAGAUCCACAACUAGUGAAGAGGAUCGGAGCAGCAACUGCUCUUGAAAUCAGAGCUACAGGAAUUCCUUAUACUUUUGCACCUACUAUUGCGGUGUGUAGAGAUCCGAGAUGGGGUCGUUGCUACGAGAGCUACAGUGAAGAUCCAAGCAUAGUUAGAGCAAUGACAGAACUCAUACCCGGUUUACAAGGAGACAUACCGCCUAAUUCUCCAAAGGGCGUGCCAUAUCUAGGUGGACAAGACAAGGUGAUAGCUUGCGCGAAACACUACGUUGGCGAUGGCGGAACAACAACCGGCAUAAACGAGAACAACACGAUAGCAACAUGGCACCAAGUGAUGAGCAUCCACAUGCCCGCCUACUUCAACUCCAUCAUCAAGGGCGUCUCGACCGUCAUGGUCUCCUACUCCAGCUUGAACGGCGUCAAGAUGCACGCCAACCGCGACUUCGUCACCGGAUUCUUGAAGAAAAACCUACGAUUCAGAGGGUUUGUGAUAUCAGAUUGGCAAGGAAUUGACAGGAUUACCUCUCCACCUCAUGCUAACUAUACUUACUCAAUCCUCGCCGGAGUUAACGCCGGAAUCGACAUGAUUAUGGUUCCGUACAACUACACUGAAUUCCUCGAUGGCCUAAAAUUUCUAGUCGAAAACAACUUCGUCUCCAUGAGUCGAAUCGACGAUGCCGUCAAGAGAAUCCUAAGGGUCAAAUUCAUAAUGGGCCUAUUCGAGCACCCGCUGGCCGACUACAGCAUGACCAAGUACCUUGGCAGUCAGGAACAUCGGGAGCUGGCGAGGGAAGCAGUGAGAAAGUCACUGGUGCUACUCAAAAACGGCGAUUCCGGUCACAAACCAUUGCUCCCUCUCGACAAGCACGCGCCGAAGAUCCUAGUCGCUGGCACACACGCCAACGACAUCGGCAACCAGUGCGGAGGCUGGACCAUCCAAUGGCAAGGCCAGAGCGGCAACAUCACCUCCGGUACAACGAUACUAACGGGCAUAAAGAAAACGGUCGACCCGAAAACUGAGGUGGUGUUCAGUGAGAACCCGGAAUCUAGCUACGUGAAGGAGAACGGGUUCUCGUACGCGGUGGUGGUGGUGGGGGAGGUGCCGUACGCGGAGACGAACGGGGACAGCCUGAAUCUGACCCUGCCCGAGCCCGGGCCGGGUAUUAUAUCGAACGUGUGCGGGUCGGUCAGGUGCGUGGUGGUCCUGAUCACGGGGCGGCCCGUGGUGAUCGAGCCGUAUCUCGGGCAGAUUGACGCCCUGGUGGCGGCGUGGCUGCCCGGGACGGAGGGGCAGGGCGUGGCCGAUGUUUUGUUUGGGGAUUUCGGGUUUACGGGCAGGCUGCCCCGCACUUGGUUCAAGACCGUGGACCAGCUGCCCAUGAAUGUUGGGGAUGAGCAUUAUGACCCGCUGUUUCCCUUCGGGUAUGGGCUCACCGCAUAACCCGAAAACCAAAUAUCCGGACCGAGACUAUGAAGUUGAGACCAUACUGUAAUUGAGCUUGUUUCUUUCUUUGUUAUGAAAUUGUUUUUGUAAAUCUCCUUAUUUAAAGGUUUCAAUUGCCAUGAAUUGAAGAGGGGAGAACGUAGUAAUUUACGAUUGAUCCUGUUAUUGCAAUAAUAGUCAUCUUAAGACAUUGAUGAAA
Molecule: messenger RNA, 2116 nt
Organism: Salvia splendens (bonfire salvia)
Lineage: Eukaryota; Viridiplantae; Streptophyta; Magnoliopsida; Lamiales; Lamiaceae
Product: beta-glucosidase BoGH3B
Exons: 9
Coding region: 16-1914 (632 amino acids)
Biological process (GO): glucan catabolic process
Molecular function (GO): beta-glucosidase activity
Source: RefSeq, a predicted model, not a curated record